GAGGAAAAAAAAAAGGGAACGGAGGAAAAAAGGAAAAAGGAAGAUUAAGAGAGUUGCCGACAAUCAAAAUCAAAUCGAGACAAAAGUUAUAUAUAGAGGUGUGUCUGGAUUCCUCUGCAAUCGAGAUCUUAGUCCGAGUCAAAUUAGGAUGGAACGCAAGCGCGAUGAAAAGGAGAGGUUCAGCAGCAACCGAGAUCCGGAGCCUCUUGAUCUAAAGAAGGCUAAAGUGACGAGAUUGCAGGCGAGGAAACUCCUUGGCAAAGUGGAGGAGAAAGACACAACCCCAAGUGAGUUAGAUUCGCUGCAUUAUGAUCUUAAGAUGGCUAUAAUAACUAGAUUGCCUGCCAAGUCCCUCAUGAAUUUCCGAUGCGUGUCGAAGAUGUGGUGUUCCUUCGUCCGAAGCCAAGAGUUCGUGGACUCUUUCUUCGCUGUCUCCGCAGAGCAACCACGGUUUAUAGUCUGUUUUAGCAACGGCAUAUUCAGAAAGCCUGAAGAGAGGCUUACCUUCGUCUUGUCGUUUCCAGAGGGGUCUUCUUCUUCUUCUUUGGCACCCAGGUUUGAGAUGGCAUUACCAGUGGGAUUGCGAGGCAGCCAAGAGUAUUGCGCUUCUCUCCAUGGGUUCCUCAGUCUUUACUUUGAUAAUGGUUUGAUGGUUUGUAACCCUAGCACGGAGCAAGUCUUUAAUUUGCCCACGACCACUCAGUUCAUGGGGUACGAUCCCAUUGGUGGCCAAUACAAAGCAUUAUCUGUGCAUUUGAGAGGUCCUUCUUCUGGUCGUCCUCAUCUACUGCACAAGGUGUUCACACUUGGAGGAUGUCAAGGUUGGAGAGACAUUGAAGCUACCCCUGUUCCUUAUAUACCUGUAUCAGCGGGAGUAUGCAUCAACGGUGUUGUCUACUAUGGCGGUUAUAAGUAUAACUCCACUGGUGUUAAGAAUCCAGCUGUGAUGUGUUUUGAUGUUCGAUCUGAGAAAGUCAGUUUUAUCCAAGCACCUUUAGACGUUGUGUUUCAUGGAAAGGAUUCCAUAUUUUUAGAAUACAAUGGUAAGCUAGCCUCUGUUUUUAUGAAACUACCUCAUGCUCGGUCCAUUCCCUUUGAUUUCUGGAUACUAGAAGACGCCGAGAAACAUGAAUGGUCAAAGCAGACAUGUGUGUUUCCCUCUGAUGCGUGGGAGUCUGUUUCGUGCCACGGAAUGUCUUUCCAAGGCACCAAUAAAGCUGGUGAGAUCAUUAUUGUCCCAACUGUGGUCACGUCGAUCAAGGUCGAACCCUUCUACAUAUUCUACUACAAUGUCAGAACAAACAAGGUCAGAAGAGUUAGGCUCCUGGGAGUUGGAGACAGUGAAGAGUUUCAACGCUCUUAUGGAUUCGUAGACCAGUAUGAAUGUUUUGUCAAUGUCGCACCUCACCACGUGGACAGUAUUGCCUUUCUUAAAAAUCAUGUGUAACCUAAUCAUUUACCUUAUCUACGAGAGUGCGUGUUAAACUACUCUCUCUCUCUUUUUUCAAUAAACACCAAACAAGCUCAUUUAUUUUAUCUUCUCUGUUUCCAUUUUGAGUGAUAAUGUCAGUGUCAUGAUAGUAACUCUGAUAAUCCUAGAAAAUAAUGUCAAUGUCACUGGUGCAUGUAAGUCCGAUUAUUUUUGUAGCCUAGCUUGCUCAUUUGAUUUAGUUGUUGGUAAAAGGACAAAUGCACAAACUUGUUUUUUAACUGCUCUGCAGUCUGCAAUUGCUAUAGCUGUUAUGGAUGGUAUAUAUAAAAGAUGGUG
Messenger RNA from Eruca vesicaria subsp. sativa (arugula), 1768 nucleotides. Lineage: Eukaryota; Viridiplantae; Streptophyta; Magnoliopsida; Brassicales; Brassicaceae. The record is from the annotation of a GenBank genome assembly.